Messenger RNA from Caretta caretta (loggerhead turtle), 583 nucleotides. It is a transcript of the gene COX14, whose product is annotated as cytochrome c oxidase assembly factor COX14. Gene Ontology annotation, biological process: mitochondrial respiratory chain complex IV assembly. Gene Ontology annotation, cellular component: mitochondrion. The record is from RefSeq and is a predicted model, not a curated record. Lineage: Eukaryota; Metazoa; Chordata; Testudines; Cheloniidae.
CUGACUUCCGCCGCCCGGCUGGGAACACGUGACCGGAAGGGCGUCGCCUCUGGGGAACGGUGACCGGGCUGAGGGCGGGGUGCGCGCGAGGCGUCCGACCCGGAACUGCCGCCGACCCCGGUCUCCGAGACGCGUCCUCUCGAGCGCGCCCGGCAGGAGGGGACGAGCAUGGCCUCCGCCAAGCAGCUCGCGGACUUUGGGUAUAAGGCCUUCUCCGGCUCCAUGAUGCUUCUGACCGUCUACGGGGGCUAUCUCUGCAGCGCCAGGGUUUACCGCUACUUCCAGCGCCAGAAAGCCCUGAAGCCGCCUGAACAGAACCAGCUACAGACAGGGGUCGUUGAGGACUGAGUCCUGCUCUCUGGCCGGCUGCAUGGCCAGAGGCUAGGUUGAGAUUACGCCUGCUGCAGUAAUCAGGUAGCACGUGCAACCCUUCCCGAUCACAAAUGAGGGCUAGCUUAGAUCACUUGGGGUUUUCCUCAGGCACACGACCGUGUCUUGAGUUUUUCUGCACUCGUGAGACGUUACAAAGUAACUCUGUGUAAGCAUCGGUUUUGAUCACGUGAUUAAAUAUUUUACUUAUUUC